AUGAAAGAAGGAAUUGAAAAAAUUAAAGUUUUAAUUAUUGGUGGCGGUUUAGGUGGAUUAGUAUUAGCAAAUAUAUUAAAAAGAGAAAAUAUUAAAUUUAAAAUAUUUGAAAGAGAUACAAGUGAAAAAUCAAGAAUUCAAGGUUAUUUAAUUGGAUUAAAUAAGAUUGGUAUUGAAUCAUUAAAAUCAUCAUUAUGUGAAGAGAAAUUUGAAAAAAUUAAACAAUUAUUUAAAGAUGGUGAAUUUGCAGUUGCAGAUCGUAACCUUGAAAUUUUAUUAAAAUUUAAAUCUGGUGGAACUGUAAAUCGUUCAGAAUUAAGAUCAAUUUUAAUGGAAGGUAUUGAUGUUGAGUUUGGUAAAAGAUUACAAUCAUAUAUAGAGGAUGAUGUAAAUGGUGAAGUGAUAGCAACAUUUGAAGAUGGUACAAUUGAAAAAGGUGAAAUUUUAAUUGGUGCUGAUGGUGUAAGAUCAUGUGUACGUGAUUUUAAAUUACCAAAUUUUAAAUUUGCAGAUGUAAAUGUAUUUAGAAUUCAAGCAUUGGUACCAAAUGUAACAAAUGAUAUUUUAGAUGUAAUCUUUCAGGGUGAUGAAAAUUCAACAAUUUUGAAAACUUUGGGUAAUUUUAGAAAUACUAUUAUUUUUGGUAGAACAAAGAAUAUUCAACAUGCAAUUAGUUUAGGUAUUGAAGAUGUUGAUAAUAUUGAACGAGUUAUUGAGGAGAAUCAACAUCAUACAGAGAUUCUAUUGAUAAGCUAUGAAUGGAGACCAAAGGAUGUUACAAAUGAUCCAAUUCCAACGACUCGCCAAGAUUUAUUAAAUUUAAUUAGGCGUGAUACUAAAAAUUAUCAUCCAAUGGUAUUAAAGUUAUUAAAUGAUUAUCUUGGACCUCAACAUUUACUAGACUCACAUGCAACUCCUCUAACUCAAGCAUCACCAAUUUUAAAUUUUAAAACUUCAAGAGUAACCCUACUCGGUGAUAGUGUUCAUGCAAUGACUUCUCAUGCUGGUAUGGGUGGUAAUACUGCAAUUAAAGAUGCAUUGGAGCUUGGUAAUGCAUUAACAAAAAUAUUUAUCAAUGGUUUACCAAUUAUAGAAUCAUUAUCAUCCUAUGAAAAUGAAAUGUUAUCAAGAGGUUUCAAAGCUGUUGGUUUUAGUAGAAGUAGUACUGAAAGAAUGCAUGCCAAUGAAGUUGGUUGGUUUGGUGAAAAAUUUAGAAAUACUUUUAUGAAAUUAUUUUAUCAAUUAAUUGUUUUAGGUAUUAUAAAACUAGAUUAA
Molecule: messenger RNA, 1275 nt
Organism: Dictyostelium discoideum AX4
Lineage: Eukaryota; Evosea; Eumycetozoa; Dictyosteliales; Dictyosteliaceae
Exons: 2
Coding region: 1-1275 (424 amino acids)
Molecular function (GO): FAD binding
Source: RefSeq, a predicted model, not a curated record